Podarcis muralis (Common wall lizard) is the source of this 2645-nucleotide messenger RNA. RefSeq names its product secretogranin II (gene SCG2). The record is from RefSeq and is a predicted model, not a curated record. Gene Ontology annotation, molecular function: chemoattractant activity; cytokine activity. Gene Ontology annotation, biological process: angiogenesis; eosinophil chemotaxis. Lineage: Eukaryota; Metazoa; Chordata; Lepidosauria; Squamata; Lacertidae. Gene Ontology annotation, cellular component: secretory granule.
GGCAGUGGAGAGUCAGGUGAUGCACACUAUAAGCGAAGGGAGCUGUCCGGGUGCUGAAAACAGUCCAUAAACUUGCCGCGGACAGAUAACGAAGACCAUGCUUUAAAUUGUCUCUGCACACAGGGAACAUUUCAAACAUGGCCGAUGCUAAAACCUCAAGGCUUGCUACAGUCUUGCCUCUUGCUCUGCUUUCUGCCCUGAUCUGUUCUGCCAGUGCUGCUUCAUUUCAACGUUACCAAAACAUCCAGAAAGAUCCAGACUACCUGAUGAAAAACUUGCAAAGGCUUCCAAGCCCAGAUAUGAUCAAAGCGCUGGAAUACCUAGAAAACCUCAGAAAACAAGCCAGCAAUGGAGAAACAAGCCCAGAUGAUAGCUCCUAUCAAAGUGUCCCAUUUGCUCUGCAGCCAAAGGAAAGCAAAGAUCAGAACUACCUGUCGGACAAUCUAAGAGAAUCUUUAUCAGAAGAUGAGUCACAGUGGGCUAAGGCCAUGUUGGAAGCACUAAGGCAAGGAGAAAAAGAAUCAAAGGGAACCCUGAAAGAAGGUAAAUUCUACCCCAUGAGUUCAGAUAACAUCUUCCGAGAUGGAAUGACUGAUGAUUAUGAUGACCGCACCUGGCCUGAGACACGGCACAAACAUUCUAAGAUACCACAUGUCUACUUAGAAGAAAAUUCAAGAGACAGCCCUUAUAAGCGGACAAAUGAAAUCGUGGAAGAGCAGUACACACCUCAAAGUCUAGCUACCUUAGAAUCAGUGUUUCAGGAGCUGGGGAAGAUGAUGGGGCCAAGUAACCUGAAAAAGGGGAGGUUUGAUGAGGAACAGAAACUCUAUGCUGAUGAUGAAGACGAUGCCUAUAAAGGAAACAACCUUGCCUACGAAGAUGUGGUGGGAGGAGAAGACUGGAACCCAAUAGAGGAAAAAGUGGAAAGUCAAACCCAGGAAGAGAUCAGAGACAGUAAGGAGCAAAUUGAGAAAAAUGAAGAGGAGAUGGAUGACGAAGCAAAAAGGUCCAGCAUCCUGGAGGAUGAGAUGAAAAGAGAGGACAAAGAUCAAGUGUCAGAGGAUGUUUCACAGCUGAUGGAUUAUUAUUUGAAAAAGAUGAUAAGCAGCGCUGGAAAUGACAACUCAAGAUUCAAGCAAAAUGAAGACAAAAGGGCUGCCAGAUAUUCUGGAAAGCAACUUGAUCCUCAGGCUAUUUAUCAGUUAAUAGAAAUUUCAAGGAAUUUACAAGUCCCACCUGAGGACUUAAUUGAGAUGCUGAGAGCUGGUGAUAAACAGAGUGAAAAAGAGCAAGAGCCUGAACUCCCAGAAGAUGUUGAUGACAUCCCUGAAAUUAAUGUAGACAAUUCAGAUGUAUUAAAAAAUAAAAUGAACUCUUUGAAUGGUUACAGAAAGCAGCGACUUAAUUUGAUACCGGAUAAUCUACCAGAAGAUCUCACUGUGGAAGAUAUCAUCAAUCUUUUGGGGACUGAAAAUGUAGGGAGUCAGAAACCAUCAUAUCUGGCAAAUCAACUCAAGCAAGAGUUGCCAAGAGUUUCCUACAUGCCUGGAAGAUCUAAAGGGCACCAGUUUCCCAAAGCUGCUUGGUUAAACCAUUUGGAAAGACGACAAAUGGAACAGGAAUCACUAAAUGAAAAGGAAGAAGACUUGGCAGACUACUUAGCCAAGGUGCUGGCAAAAUAUCCUGAGGUUGUUAAUACAGGUCAGAUGAAACAAAUUCCACUCGCACUUUCCUCCGAGGAUGACUUGCAAGAAGAUGACCAGUUUGAGCAGGCUAUCAAAGAACAUCUAAACCAGCUUGGAACUCAAGAGUCAGACAAGUUGACAUCUCUCAGCAAAAGGCUGUCCAUGGCCCAAGAGAAUGACGACACACAAAACAGACCAUAUAUGGAUGAGGAUAUGCUAGCAAAGGUUCUAGACUAUCUAAACCAGGAAAACUCUGAAAGGGGGAGGGAGCACAUUACUAAAAGGGCAAUGGAAAAUAUGUAGUUAUUUCCUUAUUAUUUCUCUUCAUUGUAUUGACUUCUACCCCAGUUCUGUUGUGAUUUACCUUUCUUUAACAAUUUGAGGCAUGUUCAGACAUUACACACAGCUGCUUUAUGCACAUAGGAAUUCUGGCACCUGCAUUUUCAUGAGUAAUGUUACAUCUGAAAUGGGAGCUCAUGGACCUCAGCUGUAGCUACCUCUGUGAUCUCUGAUAAAAGUUUUGGAACAUGGUCACAGAGAUUCCUAGAGAUGAUAUCUGUGAGUUCCCAGCAAACACAUUGUUUUGCUCAUGCAAAUGAACAUGCCCAGAGGAUCCCUGCAGGUGCAAAAAGUGGCCCAGUUCUGUGUCUCAACUGGUCCCAGUGGUACAUGAUUUGACAUUGAACAGUCUGCGUAAACUCCUCUGAGCUGUUCUGUUGUUUAUGGGUAUCUUUCAAUGUUCUAAAUCUUGGUCAUGUAACAAAUUGCUUCAAUUUUUUUAAGAAACAGAUUUAUGUAAUUAAGUGAAACUAUGUAAAACAAUGACCACGGCAGAUCAUGACAAUGGCAGAAUGACAACUGCAUUCUAUGAGGUUUUUUAAAUGAAUUGAAAUAUUUUGUUAUUGUGUGUAGUGUUUUUGUGGAGUACUGAAUAAAAAUAAAGCAUAUUAUAUAUAUAAU